Molecule: messenger RNA, 11604 nt
Organism: Symphalangus syndactylus (siamang)
Lineage: Eukaryota; Metazoa; Chordata; Mammalia; Primates; Hylobatidae
Gene: VCPKMT
Product: valosin containing protein lysine methyltransferase
Biological process (GO): peptidyl-lysine trimethylation
Cellular component (GO): protein-containing complex; cytosol
Source: RefSeq, a predicted model, not a curated record
CACACACACACCAUUUUGUCUUCACUGUUAAAUGUGAGCUGCAGGCUUCUAGCAACCACCUUUAUGAAUUCAUACAAAAAACUAGGAGCAUACUAGGAACUUGAAAAGGAAGAUUGUAAGAGUAUUGCCAUCUUUGGUAGGAUCUUGGAAGCUGAUUGCAUUUAGCCUUGUAACUGUGUAAAUCAAGUCUCCAACUUGGUAAACCCUAAGGUUGGCUUUGUUUUUUAAAGAGUAGAUUAUAAUAGUAGUUUUGUCUGGGAAAGUGAUUUAAACGGCCUCUUCGUUAAGCCAAACGUGUGAUUUAGGGUAGAGAGAGGGUGCCAAGCGCGGGGGAAGCUGGGGCCCCACGCUUGGCCCCGCCCAGGUAACGCUGCCUUCCGGGCUUUGUUAACGCGCCGGCUGCGGUGCCAACUCAGCCGCGGGUGGGGGGCGGAGCCGCAGGGCGGGGCGGUGCGCGUUGAUGUGACGUCCCUGCGCGCGCCGUUUUCUGUUCCCGGGCGCGAUGGCCGCUACGCUGGAGUCCUCGCUGGAGGACCCACUGCGGAGCUUUGUGCGAGUUUUGGAGAAGCGGGAUGGUACAGUGCUACGACUACAGCAGUAUGGCUCCGGUGGCGUGGGUUGCGUUGUUUGGGACGCUGCCAUUGUCCUUUCUAAAUACCUGGAAACGCCCGAGUUUUCUGGCGACGGGGCCCACGCGCUGAGCCGGCGGUCGGUGCUGGAGCUGGGUUCGGGCACCGGGGCCGUGGGGCUCAUGGCUGCUACCCUCGGGGCUGAUGUUGUAGUCACCGAUCUUGAGGAAUUGCAAGACUUGCUGAAGAUGAAUAUUAAUAUGAACAAGCAUCUUGUCACUGGUUCUGUUCAAGCCAAGGUACUGAAAUGGGGGGAAGAAAUAGAAGGCUUUCCUUCUCCACCCGACUACAUACUGAUGGCUGACUGCAUAUACUAUGAAGAGUCUUUGGAGCCAUUGCUGAAAACUCUAAAAGAUGUCAGUGGAUUUGAAACUCGUAUUAUAUGUUGUUAUGAACAACGAACAAUGGGGAAAAAUCCAGAAAUUGAGAAAAAAUAUUUUGAGCUCCUUCAGCUAGAUUUUGACUUUGAAAAAAUUCCUUUGGAAAAACAUGAUGAAGAGUAUCGAAGUGAAGAUAUUCAUAUUAUAUACAUCAGAAAGAAAAAAUCGCAGCAGAUUCCAAAGCAUGGAGAUAGAAUUGGAGGAGUGAUGUGGGAACUGUAAGGCCGAGGGGUAUUGAAGAUGCACCCUGCCAGCCUGAGAAGUGAUGCAUGAAUUGAGGGUUAGAAGACUUCUGCAACAACAUGAAGGAGGGGAUGACGUGGUUUAAAAGGCAAGUGCAACGGAUGAGGUGAUGCCACUAGCUGGGGCUCAGCCAGGACACAGCUAAUUCCCAAAUCCCAAGGGACUGCCAAUGCCUCGGCCUCUGGGCGAGUGUGGGUUGCCUCUCCACAAUGGAGCUCGUAAACCACUUAUCAGAAUGCAGUUAUAGCCAAUGAGGGAAAGGGUUGCACCCCCACAGUAAGGCAGUAUUUCUCAAACCAGGCUGCACGUGGAAAAUUAAAAGCACACAAAACGCAUGUUCAGGCCCUAUCCCAGUCCAGUUUAAUCAGAGGCAUAGUAUUUUUAUUAAGGGGUUCCAGAUGGUCUUAAUGUUUGCCUUAAAUUGAGAACCACUGCAACAAGGAAACCUCUUUUAGCAUCUACUUCCCAAGGAGAAGAGAGCAAAGAAAGAAGAAAGUAUAUAAAAAGCAAACCAUCUGUGAAUAGAGUGGGCCUGUAGUACAUAUGGACAAAAAACGACUUGGAAUCGGAUGUGGAACCUUGUAUGAAAUAGGAGGUUUUAAAAUAAACAGGACUGAGCUUUGGAAACGGAAAUAGACUGUAAAUAUAAUCUGAAAAUUUAGAGAAUCUGGCCAAGAAGGCAGAGGUGAUGGAUGCUACUCAAGAAGGAAGGGGGAUUCGACAGUUAAAAAUUGUUGCAGGUCCAGUCUCCAAUGACUUGAGUCUCUUCUGUACACCAGUUAUAACUUUAAAUGUCUUUGAGGUUGCAUAACUUUGCAUUUUAAUCUGCCACAGUUUAUAACCAAGGGUCCAUGGAUCAUAUGUUAGGUGAAGUUGGAAAUGAAAUUAGUUUUUUGUUGUUUUGUUCUGUUUUGAGACAGACUCUCACUCUGUCACCCAGGCUGGAUUGCAAUGGUGCGAUCUUGGCUCACUGCAACCUCCGCCUCCCAGGUUCAAGCGAUUCUCCUGCCUCAGCCUCCAAAAUAGCUGGGAUUACAGGCACCUGCCACCACACCGAGCUAAUUUUUGUAUUUUUAGUAGAGAUGGGGUUUCACCUGUUGGUAAAGCUGGUCUCGAGCUCCUGACCUCAAGCAAUCCACCCGCCUCAGCCUCCCAAAGUGUUGGGAUUACGUGCGUGAGCCACUGCACCUGGCCUAGGUUAUUUUAAAGUAAGAACUAUUAAUCCAGAAUGUUAGUGGGAAUUUUUUUAUACACAGCGUAUCUUUUAAUUUUUUUCUUACCUUUCUUGAAAAAUUCCUUGUUAAAUUAUGCGAAAUAUGAUGUGACAGAUUAUAGGUAUUUUAAUUUAAAGGAGAGUAUGGGUUAUAGAAACAUCUGUUGUUCUAAAGGCCCCCUGUAGAUGGCAUUGCUUGACUUUGUCUUUUAAUGUUUUAUAGAAAGGAAGUUGUUAAAAUAGAAUCUACUUUGAAAUACAAUCACAUUUUAAAGGUGAACGAAAUUAGAUUAAAAAGAAUAAGUCUACCUUUUGAGUUACUUUCAGAAGAUAACACAGGGUAAGUAAAACAAGUUUUUUUCUUGUAAAACUGUAUUUGGUUUAUCUUUCCGUUUCUUUCUGAUAUGCCUUUUGAAUAUCAUUCAUAAAGCUACAUUAUUACAAUUUAUAAAACAUUUUCUCCGCUAUCGAUACCUUCUGUGAAAAGAAGACAGAUAUUUAAGAGGCUAAAUUAAUUCAAGUGACGUUCUGAAAAUUAAAAUUCACCUUGAAAGCAGCUUUCACAUAAUCAUGAUUUUACAUCUGAGACACUUAAAACUUCUCAUUUUAAUUAGUUUUUCAAAGCAGUUUUUUGUUUUUUGUUUCUUUUUUUCAAUAGAAUAAGUGGUAGUUCUUACUUCUGAAGGCUGAAGUUCUGUCUUUGGUUCCCACAGUCCUGUAGGCACAGGCCAGGUAUUUGACUUUUGGGUUUUCUUUUUUCUCAGGAAACAUCAGGAUUUGAAAGAGUUUUGAUUCAUUGAUAACAAACAUUGUUAGAGGAGAAUAUUCAGUUUUCAUACCAUAAAGACCUUCACUCUAAUAGAAAUACAGAAAAAGAAAACUGUUGCAACAAUAUCUUACUGAAAAUUAAUGGAAAAGCUAAGUGUUUACUUUCCAUAAUAUUGGGUAGGAAAGCAAUAAAUUCUCAAGGCGUUUUCACCAGUUAAAGUUUAAACCAUUAGAUAUUUGAGGUUGUUCAAGACAUUGAAGUUCUUAUGUGUUGGUGAAGUUCUGUGAGUCCCCAUCAACUGUGAGAUACAUUCUAAGUCAUUGAUUAUUAAUAACAAGAUGCUAUCAUUUGCAAAUGAUAAACCUAAAAUAUGGUAGAGCAAAUUAUCUCCAUGAUAAUAUUUUGCUCGCGUGCAUUCUGAAAACAGUGUCAGCACAGAGGCUCUGAGACCAGAUUAUCUGGGUUUGAAUCCCAGUGCUACCACUUACUAGCUGUGUGACCUUGAAGUUACUUAAACUCUGUGUGUGUCAGUUUCCUCAUAUGUAAGGUAAAGAUCAUAAUAUCUUAUAGGUUGCUGUGAAGAUUAAAUUAGUCAAAUACAUGUAAUGUACUUAGGUACCAGGCACAUAGUAAGUGUUCAAUAAAUGUGACUGUAGUUGGGGUGGAAUUACAGAUGGGCACUUGGAAAAUAUGCAUAAUGCAAGUCAGUUUUAUCUGUUGCAGUGUGAAAUCUGGGCACCUUUUUGAGAGUAUAGGAUGCAUGUAAACAUUGCUGCCCAGUCACAGUGGGAAUGGCAGCUGGGAUGGGAGGAGGUUGAGAACAUUGUUAUACAACAUGUACUGUUAUUUAAACAAAUAACAAUCUUAGAAAAAUAAAGAUAUGGGGAAGAAAAUUUUUGUUCACUGUUAGUUUUUACAGUUUGAAAGCAACUGUCACGAGCAUUCAAAGGCUAAUAGGGACAGAGCAAAUCCUCGUUUCUAAAUAUGGGAGCCUGGGUUUGCUGGCUGGAGCUCCAAGAUUAACAUUCCACCGCCCUGGACCCUUACUCAAUUCUUCCUUCCACGGUUGUUUGCUAAACCUGAGACCAGAUAGGUAGCAGGCCAUUAAAGUACAGCAGAAAGUCAUUUUUCUGAAGUGUGAGACUUGAUCUGUCUGCAUAACGAUAUUUUCAGAGUUUAGAUUUAUUAACUCUAAAAGAGCAAUAUGACUUUAAAAUAUGUUUGUAGCGGUUGUUUCUUGCCUAAAUAAUCUUUCACUGUGUAAUGAGUGCAUGUGUGGGAUGCAGGACUUAACUAAUUCCUCAGGCUAACUGACCAUGUCUUUUACUAACAGACAAGAAUGACUAAACCUUGGAUUGUGUCUGUUUCUCCAUCAGCCAGUGUAAAGUGGCACAUAGGCUUUACUUCAGAAGGGGUGUCCAAUCUUCCCUGGGCCACACUGGAAGGAGAAGAAUUGCCUUUGGGCCACACAUAAAAUACAAUAGUGAUAGCUGAUGAGUUUAAAAAAAAAUUGCAAAAGGUUUACGAAUUUGUGUUAGUCCACAUUCAAAGAUGUCCUGGCCAUAUGCAGCCCAUGAGCAGUGGGCUGGACAAACUUGCUUUCUGCUUCUGCAUUAUAUUAAACUUGCAAGGCCUUUCUGCUUGCAAUUAAUGGAAAAUAUUGUCGUGAAUACUAAAUAGGUGGUCUUAAUUUUUAGAAACCUUUAUACAUUACCUAUAAUACAGUAACUUAUUUUGUUGAAUUAAUUCACAUUUUUUAAUUUUCACAGGUUGAAAACAAGGAUAUUUCCUCCUUGCAAAGCACAAUGAAAAUGUUUGUGAAAGGGCUGGCCCAGAUGCAGUUUUUAUCGGCUUAAACGUUUGAGUAGUUAACAAAUUCCUUUCAGGUUAUUAGUUCUAAUGAGGUACCACUGACAGUCUUUUGAUGGGUCAGUGCUGUUAAAUACUUUUGGGUUUUUUGUUGUUGUUUGUUUGAGACAGAGUCUCACUGUCACCCAGGCUGGAGUGUAGUGGUGCAAUCUUGGCUCACUGCAACCUCCACCUCCCAGGUUUAAGCUAUCUUCCUACUUCAGCCUCCUGAGUAGCUGGGAUUACGGGCACGUGCCACCAUGACCGGCUAAGUUUUAUAUUUUUUGUAGUGAUGGGGUUUGGCCAUGUUGCCUAGGCUGAUCUCAAACUCCUGAGCUCAAGCAAUCUGCCUGCUUUGGCCUCCCAAAUUGCAGGGAUGAGCUGCCACACCUGGCCUUGAGUAAUUUUUUAAAAGUUACCUUUAACUCAGAUUUGUUAAUCUGCUCAAGUCCAGGCAUUAACGAUGUGAGUUCCAGGUGCUUGUGUUGGUUCAUGAUUGUUUGACAAAUCAUUGCCAGAGUUUUAUGUAUACAGUACAAACAAUCUCAUGUAUCUACAUUCAGUACUCAACCUUGUUCUUUUAAGGAAUGUGUCCUGAUAACCUGCUUGUGCCUCAUGCACAGUACAGCAAUGUACUGAGGUGCUACAUAUACAAAUUACUAUUUUUUUUUUUUUUAAGAUGGAGUUUCGCUCUUGUUGCCCACGCUGGAGUGCAAUGGCGCAAUCUUGGCUUACCGCAACCUCCGCCUCCCAGGUUGAAGCGAUUCUCCUGCCUCAGCCUCCCUAGUAGAUGGGAUUACACGCACCAUGCCCAGCUAAUUUUGUAUUUUUAGUAGAGACAGGGUUUCUCCAUGUUGGUCAGGCUGGUCUCAAUCUCCCGACCUCAGGUGAUCUGCCCGCCUCGGCCUCCCAAAGUGCCGGGAUUAUAGGCAUGAGCCACCGCGCCCGGCCACAAAUUACUAUUUUUUUUUAUACAAAGCUUAGAUGAGAAGCUUUACACUUGUGUUUAGAAUGAGUGUAAAUAAUCUCAGGGCAUAUAAUUCACGUGAACAAAGGACUGGCUUCUUAAAACCAAAAAACAGGAAAAACAAGUUUCACACUCCCACAAAUAAUAAAUGUUUAACCAGAGAAUAUCUUUGGAUUUCAGUGACAUUUAUGAAUGUAGGUACAGUAGUGUGCUUUUAAAAUAACUAUUUUCUUUCUAAACCUUGUUACAAGGAUUUUUUUUUUUUUUUUUUUUUGAGACAGUGUUUCACUCUGUUGCCCAGGCUAGAGCGCAGUGGCAUGAUCAUAGCUCACUGCAGUCUCGACCUCCUGGGCUCAAGUGGUCCUCCUGUCUCAGCCUCCCAGUAGCUGGGACUAUAGGCAACAUACCACUAUGCCUGGCUAAUUAAAAAAAUAUUUCUUUCUGUAGAGACAGGGUCUCGCUGUAUUGCCCAGGCUGGUUUUGAACUCCUGGGCUCAAGCAGUCAUCCUACCUCGGCCUUUCAAAGUGCCAUGAUUAUAGGUGUGAGCCACUGCAGUGGAUAGAUUUUUUUAAAAAUUCUGUUGUUCAAAACUCUUCACUCUCAAGCAUGUAUCUGACACCCACAGUCAGUCUGUUACUCUUGUUCCCUGUGAAAUGUCUGCUUGUUAACCUGAGAGUCCAAAGAACAGGAGAGGCAUAGUUUGGCUGGUAGGAACAAUAUUCCCAGUUAGCCCUGGAAGACAGCUCCAGUUCAGUUCUAAAUCCAAUCACCUUCCCUUUAUGUUCCCAAGCUUUAUGAGAAAACAGCUCACUUGAUUACCACCUAAUCUACCUGUAUGUCCUUGGGCAAGUUAAACUCUGCAUGUUACUUUCCCUUUCUGUAAAAUGAGAAUAUCUAUUGGCUAACAUUGUGGUGAUGGUUAAACUGGAUGAUGUAUGGGGACCAUACUUAAGGAAGCAGUCUCCUCAGUUUAAACCAAAACUGUUUGUUCUGAGAAUCCAGACUGGUAAACUCUUGCAAGCUAGAGAGGUGUACAAGAAACCAUCCCAAGUAAAUGACACAUAAGUGGUCCAGGAAAAACAAUCCCCAGUUGUUAGGAAGGAUUCCAAGUUUAGCAGUGUGCCUGUCGUUUACCAUUAUGUUCCAACCAGACAUCUUCACCAUGUCUUUUAGACCCUACUUCAUCAUAGGAAGAGAGAAGCCACAGGGGAAAAUAAUUGAGAGGUUGGGUGCUCUUAUCCAAAAAAAAAAAAAUCCCGUAAGGCUUUAAUGAGGCAUAGGGCAUCACUGGUUUGAUACUUCCCAGCAGAAUGCAAUACCAAAAGUAAAACCAAAGAAAUAGUCCCCUUUUGAAAACACGAAGGUCCCAAUGCAGCAGACUAGUGCAGGCCGCAGAGGGUGGGAACAGAACUUAGCAAAGAAGUUCCCCGAGACUCCGCAAAAUACUGUAAAGUGGACAGCAAAUGAAAUAUGGCUUGUUGCUGUUAGAGUUUCUCCACAGUUAACUCAAAACUGAGGACCUAUGUGUAAAGAGUCUGGAACAACGCCUGACAUAAAAGAUCCUCAACAGUGGGGAGGAAGAGCAUCAGGAUAAAUAGCUUAAUGCAUGCUGGACUUAAUACCUAGGCAAUGGGUUGAUGGGUGCAGCAAACCACCAUGGCACAUGUUUACCUAUGUAACAAACCUGUACAUCCCGCACAUGUAUCCCGGAACUUAAAAUCCUCAAGACAUUUUAAUUCUCUUCCCUUCUCUCAUUUUCAAAUCUACCCUCAAUGACUUUUCUCAACAUUCAACACAUUUAUUUACUCCUUCAAUUCAGCAGACAGGCACUGUGCUAGGUAUCAAGGGUACCCAUCAGUACUCUUUUAAAUAUUAGGGACAAAUAAUAAGAUGCAUUCCAUACCCGUAAGCAGCUCUCACAUCUGUAAUGAGAGGCAUAAGCUAGCUACAGCGGCAGUGCAAAGGAGGGUGUGGUCGCCUCUGCCUCAGUUGGUCAGGGAAGAUUUCAUGAAGGGACCAUUAAGCUGAUUUUUGAAGGAUGAAUGGAAAUCCACUGGACAACUUGUCAGGUGUUCUAGGCAAACACAUGCAGCAGCAUCAAAUGUGGUUUUCAUGUGGCUCGAGCAUAGGGCAUGUGUGGGAGAUGACUAAUGGGUAGGCAGGAGGGCAGGGCAAGGACGUGCAGAGUCCAUGUGGCGUAUUCAGGAGUGCAGAUGGGUUCUGGAGGCAAUGAGAAGAUAUUUAAAUACUUUAAGCAGGGAAGCCACUUGGCCAAAUCAUUUUAGAAAGAUUAUUCUGACAGCAAAUUUGGAGAGUGGGCGGGAGAGGGGCAAGACAUGAGGCAAAGAGAUCAGGAAGGAAGAAUGAACAGGUAAGAGAUGUUGAGGAGUGGGGUCUGAACUCCAGCAGUAGCAGUAGGAAUGAAGAGGAAGGGAUCUGAGAACCGCUGUGGAGCUAGACUAAGGCAGAUACAGUAAGUUGUGUAGGUGCCCACGGAGCAUCCUGUUGGGGUCAAGGCCUCCACGGUCCUCAUACUGCCCUUCUGCAGGUCAGAGUCCCUUUUCUUUAAAACACUUUUAUUUUGAAAGGAAUUGUAAUAACAUUAAUUUUAUUAGAACUAGAGACUUUACUGUCAUCUGCCAGAAAAUUGGCCUGUAUAUAAAUCAUGUAAGUUUGGAAUCAACGGUUUUAAUUUUUGGUUUUAAAUUCAGAACAAUAAUGAUGUCUACAAUGUGAAUGGUGUCCCCUUCCAAUGUUGCUCUUUGCUGUACCCAGCCUGAGUGGCCACACACUGUGACCCUGGUUACAUGUAUGUAAUAGGCAGCUAAACACAAGCGGUCCUCUGUAUAUGUGAGUUCCAUGGGUUUCAACCAAACGCAGAUUGAAAAUAUUCGGGGAAAAAAAAAUGGAUGGUUGUGUCUGUACUGAACAUGUACAGACAGAGUUUUUCUUGUCAUUAUUCCCUACACAAGACAGUAUAACAACUAUUUACAUAACAUUUACAUUGUAUUAGGUAUUAUAAGUAAUCUAGAGAUGAUUUAAACUAUAUGGGGGUAGGGGAUGGGUGCGGAGGGCAAACACAUAGCAAAUGGAUGCUGGGCUUAAUAACUAGGUGAUGGGUGGAUCUGUGCAGCAAACCACCAUGGCACACGUUUACCUAUGCAACAAACCUGCACAUCCUGCACAUGUACCCCUGAACUUAAAAGCUAAAGAUAAAAAAAUAAAUUCAGUCCAAUAAAAAAGUAAUAAGGUAUAUGGGAGGAUGUGUUUAGGUUAUAUGCAAAUACUAUACUAUUUUAUACAAAGGACUUGAACAUCUGUGGAUUUUGAUGUCUGCGGGGGGGUCCUGGAAUCAAUUCCCCAUGGAUACUGAGGGAUGACCCUAUAUAGGUUUGAGGGCAGAAGAGAGGGUGGAUUGAGAAAGAUGUCUUUUUUUUUUUGGCGAGACAGAGUCUCAUUCUGUGGCCCAGGCUGGAGUGCAGUGGUGCUAUCUUGGCUCACUGCAACCUCUGUCUCCCAGAUUCAAGCAAUUCUCCUGCCUCACCCUGCUGAGUAGCUGGGAUUACAGGCGUGUGCCACCACACCCGGCUAAUUUUUGUAUUUUUAGUAGAGACGAGGUUUCGCCAUGUUGGCCAGGCUGGUCUCGAACUCCUGACCUCAGGCGAUCCACCUGCCUCAGCCUCUCAAAGUGCUGGGAUUGCAGACGUGAGCCACCGUGCCUGGCCAAGUUGAGGUCUUAUAGAUCACCCCAAAUGUAUAGAUUGGGGAAAAGCCCAGGUUAAGGCCCUCGGAAGUACCAAAAUUCAAGGAAUAAUUGGAAAAAAACAGAACACUUAAAGGUGAAAUAUUGAAAUGUCUUCUGCCUUGACUCCAGGGACAGUCAGUUCUCAAACAGGUUGAUGGUCAUAUAGCUCCUAUUUUUGUACUUCAUACACUGAGACUUCCAACGUACCUUUCAUCUGCCAGGAUUAGAUUUUAUACAUCUGCCCCCAAGUCAACAUAAUGAUGCUGCCUGCUUAGCAGCUUAGCUAUCUGCAGCAGUGCCAUCUUUGCAUCUCGGUACUUGGGCAGCUGUUUUAAUACCUGGUCCCUGUUCUAAAAAAAUGAGAGAAGACCCCAAAAUGAAUAUGUUGUUACUAAUGAUACAGAACUCAGGUCUCAAAUGAAUACAACUUAGGAUGGAAGCCACUGGUAUUCAGAAAGCAAUAAAUCUUUUAGCCUCAAUAGCUGCUCAUUGGACUUAGUUUGAUUGUGAGUUCACUUAUGAAAAGGAAUGAGGAAAAUAUGAGUAUAGAACCAAUAUUGGAAAUAUUGUUGAACAUGGGAAUCUAUUUCUUUUUCUUUUUGAUACUGGAACUUUCCUCCUAUUUGACUUAAGUAGGUCUGACUUUCUCCGCCCAGCGUCUGGUUGCUCCUCCAUCACCAUCCUUCGUUCCUUUUCCUUCUCUGUUGCUUAACUCACAAUUCCCUGGGGCUCUGUCUUUUGACUGCUCACCUCUGCACACAUAGAUCUUGCAAUUUUCAUGAUUCCAACUACAAGCUUAUUGUUGAGGCCCCCUCUCUAGACCUCUGGCUCCGACCCCUCUCUUAAGUCUGACCUCUCCCCUUCAGCUGCCUGCCUGAUGUCUUCCUUUGCUUGCCCAACCAAGAGUAUGUCUUAGCAAAAUUUCUGCAGAAAUAGACUCUUCUGCCUCAUAUUCUUGUUUUACUGAUGGCAUCACCAUUCUUUUAGCAUUUCUAAUUUCUUCUGCCUCACAUGAACUCAGCGUGUCAUGCAUUGAUCUACCUGUGAUGGGUUCUCUCACGGUCUUCCCCCACUUUCCAUCUUCACUGCCAUCACCUCAGGUUGGGCCUCACUCCUCUAAUAGUCUCCCCACCUUCAAUAUCUCUCUACACUUACCUGUGCAGGCGGUGGUGGCACAGCAUACUCCUAACCUGGGGUUCCAGACUUUUCAUCCUGCUACUCCCAAUAGCCUGCCAAGUUCAGGAGAGACUUGGAUUUCCUGACCCAGGCUAACCCACAGGAUGCCCCCUGGAUAAGAGGCCCUUCUUGUCUGGGGUAGCUAGUGCCAAAGAUAAAGUAAGUUUUGAGCUGCCCGAGAGUAAAAGUCAAGAUAGAGGAAAGCAGAGUCUAGAAGCAAAUAGAGAAAUUAGAACAUUUUUCCGAUCAUUCUGUUUGAGUCUCUGAAGCUAGCUAUGUCUAAAGCCACCGCAGCCCCUGGACUUCCCAGUUACCUCACCUAGUUAACUGUUCUGCUGGUUUGGGGCUGGGUUUCUCUCCCUUGCAGUGGAUCAGAUCCUGACUGGUAGAGCAUUCAAACCUUUCAGCCCAUUAAACCCUACUGUUAAGAUCCUUCUCAAUCAUUACCUUCCCAGAAAGUAAUCUGCUUUUUAAGUUUGCAUUUUGUCCGUAAUACCCACCAGAUCAUCUUAACAGUUGAUUUAGAAGCCUUCUAGAAUAGUGUUGGUUGCUGAUCAUACUGUGGAGAUCUUAUCAAACUACAAAAGUAAGCAUUAUGAAACUCAUCAGAAAGUAAAAUGGAGGAAACAAAAA